AUGCACUUCAAAACGAGAUUCUUUGAAGUAAGCUUUCCAGAGUCUUUAGUGAGGCUUUCCAAUGUGCCUAGUGCUACAAAAUAUCUUUCAAUAGCUUACGUGGUGUUUACCAUUACCUUGUUUUAUGUGAGGAAAUCAUGCCAAUGGCAACUUCCCGCAGACGGAAAUUCCGGUUCAAAUUUUAAGCUGAUCGCAUCUCCUAUAUUGCAAUUAAUUCCAGCUGAGACUUUACGGAACCCAUGGUCUCUUGUUUUAUCCAAUCUCGUCGAUACGGAGCUGUGGAAGUUUUUGGCAAACUUGACCAAUCUCGUCAUUGGAGGAUCUUUCAUAGAGCGCAAUUGGAACAGUUCUACAGAGAUUUUGCGCUUUGUGCUAGUAAUAGGAUCUCUUACUAACCUUGCUGUUGUGCUUGUGACAAUUGUGUCCUCCGCAUUGUUCCCCGGUGUGAGGCUCGACCUACCUCUCGACGGCAACUACACUAUAAUCGUAGGGUUUCCCGUGGUAUACAAGCAACUCAUGCCAGAAACAACCAUUUUUAAAAUAACCAAUGUUCCUUUGCUUUCUAAAAACUUUAGGUUCAAACUUUUACCUAUUUUCGUGCUUGUUGUUUUAACCACUGUCCAGUUAAUAUGGUUCCAUCAUUUUUCUCAACUUCUCUCUAUUUGGAUUACAUUUAUGAGUUGCUGGGUGUACCUCAGAUUUUAUCAAAUUUUACCAUCCUCUAUUGCUGGCGAUCACGGAAGAGACAUUAUUGGUGAUGCGUCCGAUACGUUUCAAUUGAUCUACUUCUUCCCCGGAUUAUUGAGGCCAAUACUGAGACCUUUCUUUAAUAUAUGCUAUAAUAUUUGGUGUAAUAACUUGAGGAUGAGAAAACCGUUUGAAUUGGAGGACAUCGAUGUUGGAAACACGCUAGCAGAACAAAGAGGAGCGAAAAAAGUCUCAAACAACGCCGAGGAAAGAAGAAGACAGCUCGCCCUUCAGCUUUUGGGAGAACGGUUCCAAGAAGGUCCUUGA
This is a messenger RNA of Lachancea fermentati, 1014 nucleotides long. The record is from the annotation of a GenBank genome assembly. Lineage: Eukaryota; Fungi; Ascomycota; Saccharomycetes; Saccharomycetales; Saccharomycetaceae.